GAUUCGUUGUAAACAAGGACAGUGUUUACAUUCUACCACAUGCACCGCCUGCUGUCUUGCUCUGUCACAACAUCGUUUUGAUCGAGGAGAAGAGGAAAUAUGGAGGACCCAUACGUAUUUGGGGAUAUAGGCAGCUGGGCGGAGCGGACGGAGGUCCACAAGGCCGCCUCACAGGGCCUCGUGGACCAGCUGAGGCAGCUGAUCGCGGACGGCGCUCCGGUCAACAUCGUGGCGGUGGACUCCAUCACCCCGCUCCACGAGGCCUGCAUCCGGGGCCAGAGCCAGUGUGUCCGGCUGCUGCUGGAUGCUGGAGCCCAGGUGGACGCCCGCAACGUGGAUGGCAGCACCCCGCUGUGCGAGGCCUGCUCGGCGGGCAGCCUGGAGUGCGUGAGGCUCCUGCUGGACCACGGGGCCACGGUCAACCCCGCCCUCACCUCACGCACCGCCUCCCCCCUCCACGAGGCCUGCAUGGGAGGGCAGGUGGAGUGUGUGCGGCUGCUGCUGUCCCUGGGGGCCAGCCUGGAGGCCUCAGACCUGUACCACGGCACGCCGCUGCACGUGGCCUGCGCCAACCAGCACACAGCGUGCGUCAGGAUGCUCCUGAACGCCGGAGCCAACGUGAACGCGUCCCGGCUCCACGAGACCCCUCUCCACUACGCCGCCAAGGCCCGGCAGGCGGAGACGGUGGAGCUGCUGGUGGAGUUCGGCGCCAACAUCUACGCCCGCGACCAACGGGAGAGGCGGCCCGUGGACUACACCACCCCCGACUCCCCCGCCGCCGCCUGCCUCCGCGCCUACGAGAUGUGUGUGUGUGUGUGUGUGUGUGUGCGUGCGUGUGUGUGUGUGUGUUUCUCCAGGGGCUCCUCUCACUCUGCAGCAGCUGAGCCGAGUGGCCGUGAGGAACAAGCUGGGAACACGCGCGCUGGAGGUCAUAGGUCAACUGGAUAUUCCCAAGCUCCUGAUUGGCUACCUCAGCUUCCAGUGACACCUCCUGCUGCCCGGACCCAGACCUGGGGGGACCCCCAUCAGGGUGUAACCCCAUCAGGGUGGACCUGAUCCUCAUCCUCACAGAGACUGGACUCUUGUUGACAUGUUUCAACGCACAAAACAGUGACAACAAGCAUGACAACACAACUUAAAAUUGAUAUACAGUGUGUAUAUAUAUAUAUAUAUAUAUAUAUAUAUAUACAUAUAAUAUAUAUAUACCGCUAGUUAUACCACACUCUUGUUGAAUACUUGAAUACUCAGGUGCCAUAUUGAUUUUUGAACACUUUUUGAACACACAUUAGUAUCUUUAGUAAUAGUUAAGACU
Gadus morhua (Atlantic cod) is the source of this 1312-nucleotide messenger RNA. RefSeq names its product ankyrin repeat and SOCS box containing 13a, tandem duplicate 2 (gene asb13a.2). The coding region runs from base 100 to 1056 and encodes 318 amino acids. The record is from RefSeq and is a predicted model, not a curated record. Gene Ontology annotation, biological process: protein ubiquitination; intracellular signal transduction; positive regulation of protein catabolic process. Lineage: Eukaryota; Metazoa; Chordata; Actinopteri; Gadiformes; Gadidae. The transcript is spliced from 6 exons. Gene Ontology annotation, molecular function: protein binding.